GCACAGGGAGCCUCUCAAGUUAAGCUAGGCUGUGCCUUCCUCUCUCGUACCAGGGCAAACAGGAGCGCCCCUUCCUGGGGUCACGAUGGUCUUGGAAGCAGUGAAGGCCAAACUGCAACGCUGGGGCCAGCGGAGCUGCCUCUGGCUGCUGGCAGGAUUAUACAGAUGGUGGCCAGCCUGCCUGACCCCUCCUUUCCGUUACAGGCUGCUGUUUGGGAUGCUGUAUCCUGCCUACGCCUCCUACAAGGCUGUGAAAACAAAGAAUAUCCGGGAAUAUGUGCGUUGGAUGAUGUAUUGGAUCGUAUUUGCCCUCUUCAUGGCUACGGAAACGGUUGCAGAUACCUUCAUUUCUUGGUUUCCCUUCUACUAUGAAAUCAAGAUGGCCUUUGUAGUGUGGCUCCUGUCACCUUACACAAAGGGGGCCAGCCUACUGUACCGCAAGUUCAUACAUCCUACAUUGACUCGCAAGGAGAAGGAAAUUGAUCAGUUCAUUGUUCAGGCCAAAGAGCGUGGUUAUGAGACCCUUGUGAGCUUUGGGAAGAGAAGCCUUAAUGUAGCGGCCACAGCUGCUGUCCAAGCUGCAACAAAGAGUCAGGGUGCCCUGGCUGGCCGACUGCGGAGCUUCAGCAUGCAGGAUCUGACUUCCAUUCCUGACACCAGCCCGGUUCAUUUUUCGGAUCCCCUCUACCUGGAGGAUCAGGAGCCGCGGCGGCCAAGAAUGGCUCGCCCUGUAGGACACAGAACUGUUAUCCGACAGUCGGAGUACGAGAGCAACGAGGAAGACUGCUGGUCAGAUUCUCAGCUCUCCCCUGGUUCUAGAGUCCGCAGCAAGGACCCUUUGAUUUCCAAGCCACUGUCUAGAACUCAGAGCCUUCGUCUGGUGAAGAGGAAACCUUCAACCAAGGAGGGUUCUGCUCGGCUGGUGCGAAGCCGCCCAAGAAAGAAGGUGGUGGAUCAAGACAACUAGGCCACUUCAGAGAAGAACCUUGGGCAAACAAGUUGGCACACGGAAGGGGGAUUCUAAUGGUGCUUCACAGCUUGUAUUGCCAACCCUGUUCAGGGAACUGUGAGUAGGGUCUUUUCCCCCCCAGUUAGACACAGCCAAAGUGGCCCCAAAUGAGCCACUUCUCAGUGCCUCUGGUUGUGCUGGGGCUGAGGAGGGUUCUGAAAAGAGCCUCUUGCUGAUGGUCCCAGAUGGUUGAGGGGAACCUGACAGCCCUUGUGUGCGGUUAGCAACUGAGCUGGCAGCAGCCUCCCCCCUGCCAGAAGUGGUAGCUUGACUCAGAAUGGCAGCUACGUUUUUUCCUCACUGGCUCUUCAGCUGUAUCUGUUGAGUAUCUUGCCCACUUGGGAUGCCUGUAUUAGGAACAGUCUCUCCCCCCGACCAUCUCAUGCCUUCACCAAUGCAAGUACGUGGCACUCUUGAAGUGGCAGGAGAGCAAGGGCAGCUUGACACUGUGCAUUGGCAUGCAGAAGCUGGGACAUCAUUUUUUUUUAAUUCAUGUGCAAUGCCUGCCAGCAUUUUGCAGACCUAUGAGCAGAUAUUCAGUGCAGCUUGUUGACCAGCAUCUCAGAACUUUUUGCAUUCCCCCUUCUAUUUAGGAUUGCAAGAAACCAAAGAAAGCCAGAACCUGACAACUCUUUGUGGGUCUGUCCUCCAAAGAGCCAAACUUGACUACUAAUGUGAUUUGAGUGUCUUCGUAUCUUGAGUGUUUUGAGUAUAUAUUAAUUAAAUAUGUGUUCUUAAAUCUAA
This is a messenger RNA of Eublepharis macularius, 1753 nucleotides long. It is a transcript of the gene REEP4, whose product is annotated as receptor accessory protein 4. Gene Ontology annotation, cellular component: cytoplasmic microtubule; endoplasmic reticulum tubular network; endoplasmic reticulum membrane. Gene Ontology annotation, biological process: endoplasmic reticulum tubular network organization. The transcript is spliced from 7 exons. The record is from RefSeq and is a predicted model, not a curated record. Gene Ontology annotation, molecular function: microtubule binding. Lineage: Eukaryota; Metazoa; Chordata; Lepidosauria; Squamata; Eublepharidae. Bases 86 to 967 code for a protein of 293 amino acids.